Molecule: messenger RNA, 2057 nt
Organism: Aplysia californica (California sea hare)
Lineage: Eukaryota; Metazoa; Mollusca; Gastropoda; Aplysiida; Aplysiidae
Exons: 6
Coding region: 409-1287 (292 amino acids)
Cellular component (GO): membrane
Source: RefSeq, a predicted model, not a curated record
AAUUUGAAAGAAGGAACAAUCUGGGAACCAAAACAAAGGAAAGUUCAGUAUCCAACGAAGCCAAGACCAAGAGUCCAAGAGAACACAAAGUCGACAACCAUAGGCCAUAAAAGCUCACAGGCCUAGAAUUUCUUGCCCUUUUGUGUAAUUUCACGCUGUUGAGUCUAUUGGAUUUCACAGAUGACACGGUAACAUUUUUGUUACAUGUGGAGGACUGAAGAGAGAAGAGGCCUGUGAGCAGACAAGAGGAAAUCGUCAAAGAAAGGAACGAGGUCAAGAGAGUGUUUUAGUUCGUAGCAAAUUAGAAAUUUCGUCUCUGUGAAUAAGAGUGGUUGUGGGGCAGACGAGAGGAGGAGGAGACAGAAGUCGACAUACCCGCUGAACUGUCAGACUAAGGCUGUGAUUGCUAUGGGUAUCCGAGAGGAGUUUCGCCUCAAGAAAUUGUGGUGUAAUGAACUGCGGACGGAGAGAUUCUGUGUGUUUCAGUGGCGUUCACCUGGUAUCUUUUUCCUGGUUUACCGCAUUGCUGUGGCAGCCUACACCCUUACUUGGCUCAUCAAAACUGCUAUAGAGUCAAAGCUUCCUGAUGAUGUGUCAGUGACAUGGGGCUCUUUCUUGACCAACUGGACAUACACUCUGUUGACCAUCUACUUCUUGCUGCACGCACUGAUCGCCCUAGUUGUGUACCUCCUGUGUCGGGGCUCGGGCCUCCAGCUGAUGCGUAGAUUGGCGCCGGAGCAACACAGGUACCUCUUCCACGAACUGGGGAACGCCUACGAAGGAUUCCCGCAGGAUCCCGAGGAACGCACGCCGCUGACGUCGAGUGACGACGUGCACUUUGAACUCGGUAACCGCGUCCCGUGGUACUUUGCCCUCCUGUGGGUCAUCUUCAACGCAGUCAGCGUUUCGGCCAUCAUGGUGACCAUCGUGUUCUGGUGUAUUUUGUUCCCGGGCUCGGGCCUUCACUUCGACAUGGAGAACGUGCAGCUCCACCUGGUGAACAGCGUUCUUGUCCUGCUCGAACACGCGGUGACGGCGCUGCCCGUGCGGAUUCUCCACGUCAUUUACCCCAUCAUCUACGGCCUCAUCUACAUGGCCUUCUCCCUGUUCUACUGGGUCGACGACCACUCCCAUGUCAUGUACCCGAUCCUCGACUGGGGGAAGCCGGGACCCACUGUCGGGUACGUCUUGCUGGUCGGAUUUGUCAUCAUGCCGAUCAUCCAACUACUUAUAUACGGGUUCUACCGACUUAGGCUUGCCAUCUAUAGAAGGGUGUCCCAGAACUGAAGAUUUUUUUUAUCCUUGCCUACCGCAUUUUUGUCAGCACCAAGCGGGUGGCUGGUGGGUGUUUUUUAUGUGGGUUUGCUCCUUCUCCUUCUUUUCUUGUAUUCUUUUUCGUUUUUGUCAGAAUGCAGCAGUUAUUUUGCCGACUCAUUAGAAACAACUGAUGGGACAUCAAUGCUAGCAUGACUUUUCAAAAUGUUUUAUCUUUUAUCUCCUCUCGAACUCGUUUCUCAAGAGUGGACUACUAGUACUUGAGUUUGGUUAUCUCGAAAAAUCAAAUAGGUUCAUUGAAAAAUAGCAUUGAAUGUAAGUCAAACCUUUUGGUACAAGUUAACUAUCACUUUGAACAUGUGAAAAUCUCUUCAACCUUGAUUUGAUAAAAAUGAAAGAUAUAUCCAAGCUUUUUUUUUCCAAAUCACAGAGCAGCACCCCCAUUCAUUGAUAUUUAUGGCUUAUUUAAAAUUCAUGCAAUAUCAUUAUUUAACCAUUUCUCGUCUAAUGUGCACCGGUAUCCCAUUCUUUUUGUCUUUGAAGUAGUGCCGUAUGCAGAACACAUUGCUCAAAAGGGUUAAUGUUAUGAUUUAAAGGAAUAUUUCUGCAUGAUUUCUGUUCUCUUUGCUACUAUGUUGAUGCAUCAGCAAGUUCAGCUCCUUGCUUGCUGAGUGAAAAAAAAUGAGAAAAAGCAUUCCUAUUUUUUACUCCCAAUUUUAAGUUGUCUAUACAUUCCUCACAGUUUUGUGGGUUUUUUUAGUCAAGGAGAAAGAGAGCGAUGA